AUUGAUGAAAGCAAGUACAUAACGUUGAGGCGAGCUGAAGUUGCAAAAGCAAUUUCGACAAUGUGUGACGAACGCUUACCAGCUAUUUUAUUAUGGGCUUCUAAUCGUCACAUCGAGGCUAUUUUUUACUGCGAUCAAUUUCGAGAUCUAAAGUCGCAAGCAAUGUUACGCUUUCUGCAGGAUCAGCUAUCCGGGUAA
Messenger RNA from Gongylonema pulchrum, 198 nucleotides. The record is from the annotation of a GenBank genome assembly. Lineage: Eukaryota; Metazoa; Nematoda; Chromadorea; Rhabditida; Gongylonematidae.